AUGCUCGACGCCUUCUGCGGCUGCUCCCGCCAGCGCCCCCCGCAGGUCCCGCGCGCCCUGCCGGCCCGCGAGGAGGCCAUCAACGGGAGCGAGCACCUGACACACUUCCAGAAGGUGCUCAGCGAAGCGGGUGCCAUCCUCAAGUUGGACAAGAAGAUCACCUCCGAGGACGUGCGGUCGGCGCUCGUCCGCAAGGGAGCGGCGGACGUGGCGAAGAAGUUCGUGCUGUGGCGGGACGAGCGGCGGGCGGUCGCGCACCCGCCAGGCCGCAUCGCGUCCCAGGUCUUGGCGGCGCUGCGCCGCGCACCGGUGGCCGAGGUGGCCAAGACGGAGGAGAGGGACGAGUCGGAGUUCGAGGAGUACGCGGACGGCUCGACGGAGUAUGAGGACACGUCUGAGAAGGGACAAGCCACGGACACCGACAAGGAGAAGUCCUCCCUGGAGGCAGCCUUGCGCCAAGCGACCUGGAAAAAGGACCAGAAGAAGCUCGAGCUGGACCAGGCGGCUGUGGAGCUGCAGCAGGCGGAGCACCGCCUCAAGGAGGCCCAGGAGAAGCACGACGCGGCGCUCGAGGAGGCGGCGGACGCAGAAGAGCAGCACGAGGCCACCCUGAAGGCCCGGGGGUUCGACGUCCACACCGAGGCAGACGGCAAGGAGGGGUCCAACACCGAGGACGGCGAAGCGGAGCACAAGAGGAAGACGAGAAAACCCGAGGACUACCAGGAGCACGGCAAGAUCGGCAACUGCGUGGGGGAGGAGAGCACCGUAAGCCUCUCACACGCCACCGAGACCGCGAAGACGUUGCAGCAGCUGGAGUCCGCGCUGGAGGAGAUCCAGGAAGAGGAGGCAGCCGCGGCGCGCAUCGCCAGGGCCCCCGCGCCGCGAGCCGAGGGCACGCCCCCGGGCUGCCUCCACCGCCUCGGGACGGGGCUGAAGUACCCGCCCUGCCACGUCUGCGCGCCGAGCCUGCGGGGCCAGGGGAGGCCGUUCCAGGAGCAGUGCGCCAUGGUGCUGGUGAGCACGGCGCACAGGGAGGGCUGGGCCCACGAGAAGUGGGAGGCGGACGAGCGGCAGCGGGCCAGGAUGCGGGAACUCAUGUUCCGUUGCGUCGACCUGGUCGACGGGAGCGCCAGCGGCCGCAUGGCGAACGAGGGGCACAUCCUGCGGGAAUGGCCUCCGCUCUUCCACGGCAUACUGAAGGACGACAUCCGGCAGUUCGCGCUGGAGGAGUUCGACACGGAUGGCACAGCAGGCCUGAGCUAUGCCGAGUUCGACAAUUUUUCUGAUCACCUGGAAAACCACGGGGGUGCGGCGGUUCUGGUGGUCCUCGGCCCAUCCCGCCGCUGUGCCCCGGUUGUGGACCAGCUUGCUCCCGGAGUACUGCAGGGGGCCUCUCCGUGGGCCUCUUGGGGGCCCCUUCGGACUGUUCCCCACGGUUCGACUGACGUUCGGGGCACCCCACGGAGCGACUGCGGCGCGGUGGCGGAUCUCAAGUACCUGCAGCGCUCGGCGUUCCUGAAGUUCCGCGCAUUCUGGGGCCUCGGCCGGGAGCCGGCGGCCACAGCCCGCGGAUCUCUCCGGAGGGGCGACUACGCCAGGGUGGAGCAGGACCAGCGGUCGGGGGCCCCAGGCACGGGCAGGUGGGGGAUCGUGUUCGCUGGCCUGGACCCAGACAUUUUCGACAUCCCAGCAUCUCGGAGAGGGAGCACCGUCGUCGCACCAGGCUGGUGGGAGGAUUUGCAGUACUACUCGGCCAACAACCACCCCUUCCACGGCAUCCUGAUGUGUGAUCCGGCACACCCGCUGGAUUGGAAGGAGAGGAUCAUGAUGGAGGUGGUAGUCUUUUGCUUGGCCUGUGUUUCACUGUACGUUAAUGAAAGGUCUAUGAACACCCACUGGGGCCUCAACCAUACGCUCUUCGACCUACUGUUCGUUACGCUCCCAGGGAUGGUUUUGUGGUACGUUCUCUUUUAUAUGUACACGUGCCCGUGCGCCAACGAUGACGAGAUCCACUCGACUAUUUUUUGGCAAAGGGUUAAGAAAGGAUUGAGGAUCUGCGGCGAGGACAUAGCACACCUGAUCGUGCUGUGUGGAUUCCUGUACUUGCUGUGGCACCUGCACAACAACGCUCGUGCCGACGAGGUCGGCGGCAUCGUGCUGCCAGCAUGCGUGGCGCGCGCACGAGGGUACGCCAUCAACUGGCUCCUGAUGUUGCUUCUGUACUUCAAUCCUCUGGUGGCGUGGGGGCAGCCCGACGCCCGGGCGAAGAUGGGGGUGCUGGACACACUCGCCGAGCUGGUGGCCCUGGGCCAGUGGCGCGUCGAGAAGAUGCGCUUCCAGUCCCUUUGCAGGGCCGAGCCAGAGUCGGCGGCGGGUUGCAGCGCGGCUGGCACAGACGGCCAGUGGCCAACUCGCGCGUGA
Molecule: messenger RNA, 2421 nt
Organism: Prorocentrum cordatum
Lineage: Eukaryota; Dinophyceae; Prorocentrales; Prorocentraceae
Source: the annotation of a GenBank genome assembly